GAUCAUUCGGCUACGUACUACCCUCGUACUACCUACUACUACAUACAUCAGACUCCGCUGCAUCCAUACAUACACCAAUGGCAUGCUUAAAGUUCAUGCAAAAUGUCUGGCAGAGGACUCUGUCUAAAGGAGGCCAUGAUGCCAAUGUCCUCUCCUCUCUGCGUCUACUCGAGGCUCGGCCAGGAUAUAUCAGGGGAGCGUUCAAGAUAGAUGCGAAACAUUUGAACAACCACAACACGAUUCACGGUGGUGCGAUCCUCACUCUCACAGACACGAUUACUUCCUUAUCCCUCUCUACUCACGGCCUUUUAGCUCCCACUGGUGUCUCCGUUGACAUAAGCACAUCCUUCGUUCGCCCUGGUGGCACGACAGGCUCUGACCUCAUCUGUAUCGGUACCGUGGAGCAGCUCGGUCGUACAUUGGCUUACACCAAGUGCGAGUUCUAUACUCCUCCUGGAGGUGAAAGAGGUAAUAAGCUUGUGGCAUACGGAGCGCAGACAAAGUUCAUGGGUGGUGCAAAGCCUGUGGUCAGGUUCAGCGCGGAUGGAGAAACCGAGUUACCCUUGGAAAAUACCGAGGCCAAGCUGUAGAAAGCCAACGUGAAGAUCGACGCGAGCACGAUACGAUACAUUGAUGACCGACUGGGUAUGCCAUAUUUAGAGCUGUAUACAACACGUCCAAAACAAGGACAACACUAGUACUGUAUCUUGGUAUUAUUU
This is a messenger RNA of Cryptococcus deneoformans JEC21, 719 nucleotides long. RefSeq lists its product as hypothetical. Gene Ontology annotation, molecular function: fatty acyl-CoA hydrolase activity. The record is from RefSeq and is a predicted model, not a curated record. NCBI's taxonomy places the organism in Eukaryota, Fungi, Basidiomycota, Tremellomycetes, Tremellales, Cryptococcaceae. The coding region runs from base 78 to 590 and encodes 170 amino acids. The transcript has 7 exons.